AUGAACCGAUUUUCCCUGAGAGCCAAUCGAGGCUCUACACCGCAAGGUGUCAUCUGCCAGCUUUGUCAAUUCACUACUUCGACUUCACGCCGUGCUAUCCCUCUCGCUCGGGGGGCCGCGAACCCCGGAAGUCGAGUUCCAACCAGCAAUGUAUUGCAGCCGUCGCGAUUGAAUUCACAGCAGCAGUUGCCUUGCCAGACCUCAUCCAUACGGUACAAGUCACGCCUUGCAUCUCAAACGCUUGAGAAGCCCGUGGAAACCGAGUCGAGCCCAGCGGAGAACUCAAAUUCGGCGCACCUUUCUGACCCGAAUGGCGAUAAUGAAAUUCAUGAACCAUCGCUUCUCUCGCUCGAAGACCUCGAUAGAAUGACACGGGAUUGCGAAACAACGGCAUUGAAACUGCUGGGCUCGAACCAAGUGCCAGGCAACAAGGACGUGGAGGAUGCCCUUCUUGAAUGUGAAGAGACAGCCCGAUCACUCUCGCCAUACUGGGACUUGCGCGAUGAUUCUUCGACAAAUGGCAAAAGCAAUGCGAUUUGCUCACUACUGGAGAUGGAGGAGAAGCACGGAUCUGUAACGCAGCGACACGAGUUGGAAGAAGCCCUUCGCGGACUGGCGAACAGGGUCUCACACGUUAUGACGCAAAUAAUCAAAGACGAAAAGGUGUUUAUUUCUCCGACAGCACUUGAGCGCUAUGUUCGGGCCCAGUGUGUCUUGAACCAAGCUGAGCACCUCCCUGAGGUAUUCAACCUAUAUGCCAACAAGGCGAUACCCGAGGAGAAGAGCAGCCCGCCUAAAUUCCACGAGGCGAACCCAAACGAUGUGAACAGUGCUGUUCCCGCGGAGCUGGCGAACCAGGCUAUCGACGUCGCCAUCAAACAAAAGAACCUCCCGCUCGUGCUGGCAAUUAUCGAUAACACCUUCUGCGCACCUGCUUUUCACCGCGCGAAGGUUUUCAAGAAGGCUGCUGUUCCAUUAGUUGGGUUGGCAGCUGCCCCGGCUGCUUGCUUUACCCUCGCAUCUUGGGCAUCGACGUUCCAAAAUACCAUGGACACUAGCACAGCCACUGGAAUCGCAUUCGCUGCAUCGCUGGCAUAUGUUGCGGGUACUUCGUCCAUGGGCAUUCUGGCCAUUACUACUGCCAACGAUCAGAUGAAGCGUGUCACCUGGUUGUCUGGUGUUCCUUUGCGGCAUCGAUGGCUCCGGGAGGAGGAGCGCGCUGCAUUGGACAAGGUCUCUUGCGCCUGGGGAUUUCAGGACCCGUACAUGCAUGGAGAGGAGAUUGGUGAAGAGUGGGAUAGUCUGCGCGAGUUCAUUGGCAUGCGUGGCAUGAUUUUGGAUAAGACAGAGUUGAUGGAGGGCAUGCAGUGA
Penicillium canariense is the source of this 1371-nucleotide messenger RNA. RefSeq lists its product as uncharacterized. The record is from RefSeq and is a predicted model, not a curated record. NCBI's taxonomy places the organism in Eukaryota, Fungi, Ascomycota, Eurotiomycetes, Eurotiales, Aspergillaceae. The coding region runs from base 1 to 1371 and encodes 456 amino acids. The transcript has a single exon.